Molecule: messenger RNA, 13474 nt
Organism: Cinara cedri
Lineage: Eukaryota; Metazoa; Arthropoda; Insecta; Hemiptera; Aphididae
Source: the annotation of a GenBank genome assembly
GUGUAAUAAAUAAUAAUUGUAUUGUUUACAAUACAUGUUAUUAAAGUUUUGUUUAGAGUGUUGAAUAUUAUCUCGAUUUAGUCUUUCACGAUACUUUGUGUGUGGUGCUUUAUUUAUUAUUAUGAUGGUUUUUAAAUUUUACAUUUGGUUAUAAUCACUACAUAUUUUAAUACAUUUUAUUGAUUAUAAAGUUAUGUUAAAACUUUGUUAAGUAUUUACCUUAUAUUUUUUUUAAAAUGUCAUCGAAGGAUUAUGAUCUUGUAAGUAUUAAUAAGUAAUACAAUUAUGAAAUAUCUAAUUUGUGUAGUGAAACCAAUGAAAUUAUUUUAUGUGAAUGGUGGUGAGUUUAUGACGAUAUAAAGGAAUUUUGGGCGGGACAAUAGUUAAAUAUAAUAUAUAUAUAAAAGUUGACCAAUUAUUAAAUAGAUAUAUUUUGGUACGUUUUAAAUAGGUAAUCGGGAAUUUAAAAUCGAUUUUUGUAAAAUGCAAGCUAUAAUCCAGUAUCCAAAAACCUUUUAUAAGAUACUUUAAUUUAUAACUUAAGGUUUGUGACUUCAAACAAAUAUGUUUAAAGGUUCUGCCUGUAUUGUUUACACAUUUUUAACAAUUGCUAAUAAUAAAUCGUUAACAUUUACAGUUAAAGUCUUAACAAAUCUUAACAAAAGAUUAAAUUAGUUUUAAUUUUUGUAUUGGAGAGACUAUUUUUUUGAUUAAAAUAUGGUUUAUAGGUUUAAGGUUAAGUUAACUUUCUUGCCUUGUCAAUGUUGAUAAAUUUUUUUUUGGUUCGAAAAAUGACAACUUUAUACAAGGUUCAUUUGACUAUAAUUUUAUACUAUAAAGACAAACACUAUGUAUAAAACACUGUAUAAAUUGGUCAUAUUCAAACUCUAAUUAUAUUCUUUGGAAGUAUAAUUUUCAAAAUUGUAUUUAAAUGUCCAAAAAUAAAAAUUGUGUACCAAAAUCGUUAAAAUAUCAAAAUAAAAAAAACAGUUUAACUUUAAGACUUAUAACUUGCAUCUUGUAUUUUGGUUUGCUCUAAAAUCUCUUAUUUUCAGCUUUUGCCCAGAAAAAAACCUACAAUUUCCUGUCUAACUUAUUACAAUUUUUGAAGUUUGAUUAUUGAAAUAAAAAUUAAAUUAAAAUUUUAAGAAGUUUUAUCUUUCAAAUAAAAAUGUUACUAAGUUAAGCUAAAUAAAUUCAAGUAUUAGGAUCAAUUGGAUAAAAGCUGUUUGAAUGAGAUGAUAAAGGACUUGCUUUCUUAAUAGGUACUAAAAUUGAUGCAUUCAAUGGUAUUAAGUAUAACACGUCAAAAAGUUUCCUCUGCAGUUAUUUUUAAAUUAAAUUUACUUAUUACGGAUGGUAUCUAAAUAUGGUAUAUAAAUAUUGCAUAAAUUAAUUGAAUAUAACCUUAAUAUUCAAGUGAGAAGUACAACAAAAAUUUGAAUUUCUUUGUACUUACUAGUAUCUAUAUUAUUUACUUAUUUGUUUUGUCAUAUAUACCAUUUUAACAUUUUAAUCCACCAAGGCUAUGCAUUUUUUUCCACAUUUAAAAAAAAAUUAUGUUCUUUAUAUACUUAGACAAAUUUUUUUUCAAAAUUAUCAUUAUGUUAGAAAUAGAAUAAAUAGAAUACAAGUAAAUUAAAUUCAUGUAUUAUGUAUUAUUAUUACUUAAAAAGUAAUUCAAUGAUUUUAAUCCUUUUAAGUAUUUUAAUGAUUUUGUUAAGUUAAUCAGCUUUUCUAUUACUAUCAGUCCUCGAUAUAGUUUUGUCUACAUUAAAUAAGCAACAGAGUCAUUAUAGAUAUUUUUUUGCUAUAACAUGUUAUAAAUUUAACAAACAUAAAAAGAAAAAUAUAGUUUCCUUCAUUCAAAAUUAUAAAUCUAACUCCCAAAAAUAUUAUGUGCACGAUGAUAGUCUCAACUAUUUUAGAAUUUGCAUUCAAGCAAGUAUGUUUUGAAUUACUGAAAAUUAAUAAUUUCUCUUACAUACAAUUUUUUCAUUAUGAGAAGUACUUUUGAUUUUAGUUUAAUUAUUAAAUUUGUCAAUAUAUAAUACAAUGUAUACCAAACGCCCAACUUUGCUGACUGAGUUAAUAAGGAUACUUUUCAUUUAUUUAUCAGUUUUAAUUAUUUUCUAUCAAAUAUCAUUUUUUUAGUGUUAUUGGUUAUCAAUGUUUAUUGUAAGGGUGUGGUGCUUCCACCAAGUCUUUGUUAUCCCAAAAAUUGUUUGGAAUUUUACUACUAAUCAUAAUGUUGACCUAUAAAAAAGCAUUUAUUAAAUAAAGUUAAUGAUUUAGGUAUACUUUACAUUUAUGCUGACAAAAAUUCUUUUUAAAUUGGGUAUUAAAUCUAUAGACUAUUAAGCCACAAUUAUUCCUACAAAUUUAUACCUUUUUUUAUUCUCUGGGCAUUUGUAUUAAAUAUUAUUAAUGCAUUGUUGUAAUAAGUAAGAUUAUUGUUUUUAUAAUUAUUAGGUGUUUAUAACUAAUAGUUAUAUAGUUUAAAAACUACUUUAAUUCUUAAAGUUUAAUUUGUAUUCAUACAACUAUUUAAAAUGAGAUUGUUUUUUAAUUUUUUUAAUUGAAUUCUAUAUUAAAAAAUAGCUUGGAACAUCAUCCAAUUAACUUGAUUAAUAAAUGAGUAUUUAGUACACGACAUUAUUUGUGUCACUGAAUGUAUCUAAAAUAGAUGGUUCACUGACUUAUUGGGUUGAUGAUGUUUGGCAACUUAACAAAUAAAAAUAAUAUAUUCUUUGUUCAUAAGUACAUCAUAGUAAAUGAUGAAAAAUAUAGUGAUUUUGAUAUGUUAAUAAUUAUAUUUUAAUUAUUUUACAUUUUACAUUUUAAAUUUUAAUUAGGUAUAUAUACUUGUAGUACUUAUUUAAAUAUACAUUUUUUAGUGUUAGAUAUACAAUGUGUAUUAACAUCGAUAUAUAUGUACAGGCAUUAACAUUUUCUUAAAUGACAACAUUUUUAUUUAUUUUGGUUACAAGAAAUCAAAUAUUCAUAUAUUCAUAGUUUUAAUUUAAUAAAAUAAAAUACACAUAAUUUCUUAAGUUAUUGGGGAAAACCUUCCAAUGGGUCUAUUUCCUCUUUGGUUCUUCUUUAGCACUGUGCAGAUUAGUAUGUAUGUUCUGAUUUCUCCAAGCAUGUCUUGCCCAUUAUAGCUUUUUAUUUCUGAUUACUUCAACGAUGCUAGGUUUUUGAUAGAAUGAUACUAAUUACUCUUUCUUUCUUAUUUUUCAGUCCUUAGAUCCAUUGUCCUUAAAAGGACCAAAAAUUCUUCUCAGCAUUUUUCUUUCAAAAAUGAACAAUCUGCUCUUAUCAAUUUUCCUAACUGCCCAAGUCUCUGUUCCAUGUAUAAUAUUUUUAUUUAUCAAGAUAACAUAUAUAGUUAUUUUUUUUUUCAAAUUUCUAGAUAGGGAUCUACUUCAACAAUAUUGUUGGUUCUGUGGUAGUCAUUGACUCAAUAAUUAUAAUUUCAUUAACAUUCCAUACAAUCAUUGGGUACAUGGUGGUAGUUUUCAAAGUCUAAUGUUAUUCUAAUCGUUUCCAAUCCUUCUAUUAUUUUCAUUAACAUAGUAUACAUCAAAUAGUCUGCUAAGUCUGAAUGUUUUUUUGGUAAAUUAUUUUUAAAUACUUCAUUUUUUCUUCUACAAGGAGAAGGAUUGUAAAUGCAUUAACCAUUCUAUUGAUAUUUGGAAACCAAAAUUAUGCUUAUGCUGUUGGAAUUCCCUUGAGAAAAUAGCACAAUUAUAUUAUUGUAUUCAAUAAAUUAUUCUUCUUAAAAUCUUAUUUAUAAAAAUGAAUAUUUGUUGUUUCGUUUGCAAUUUAUAGACUUAAAAACUAUUAGAUUGAUAAUCUGCAUUGUCCAGAGAAGGUUUAAAGCUAUCCCCUUUACUAUGCCCCCAAAUCCAGCUUCUAGGUAUUUUUGUUAUUAUAAUUAUUUUCGUUGUUUUAUGGGUAAUGUUUUACAAGACAAUAAGGAUGGCAUUGAUUAGAUAAUAGUUUAUAUGUAUAAUAUAAUUGAACUAUCUGCCUGUAAACUUUUUUAAAUGUUAUUAUUUUUGAGUUAUUUAGGGAUUUCCAGAUUUUUUCCAAUUACUGACGUAUAGCUGUUUUCCAGUCUUCAGAUAUUUCUUUUGUUUCCUAUACAUUGCAAAUUAUUAACUGUAUUUUUUGUGUCAGUUCUCUCACUCAUUUUUUAUCAAUUCUGCUAUGAUCUUGUCCUCUACAGGUGAUUUGUCAUUCUUUAACUUUUGUAUCUGUUAUCUGAUUUCCCUUAAAAAUGGGUUGUGGUAUAUCUGAUAAUUUCUAGUAAUCCACCUGGGAGGGAAAAUUUCAGCUUCAAAUUUAAAAUUAUGGCACAAUAGUUUCUUUCUUGUCCUAUCUUUACUUUGAAGUUGCCUAGUAUAAUAUUUCCCUAGUAUUUCCAGUCCAGUACUGUGUAACAGCUCUUUUUUUUAUUUGUUGAUGCGUAAUUUUUUAUUAAAACUAUAUUCAUAUUAUCAUUUCCUAAAGCUAUGGUAGAUAUUCAUGGGAUGAUAUCCUAAAUUCUCUCAGUGCAUGAAUAAAUUAAUUCAUGUACCAUGAAACUAGUUCCCAAUUAGUCGUUCUGUUCACAUUCGCCAUUGAAAAUUGUUGUUUCUGAAAUUUUGGUUGACCCAGAAUCACCCCAUCUUAUUUCCUGUAGUGUUACGCAUUUAAUUUUAUAUUUUUGAAGUUUCCUAACUAAAUUUAUAACUGCUCUUGGUUUGUACAAAGUUCUUAUAUUGUAGGUAUAAAUUUGUCCUUUGUUAUUUCCUUUAAAUCACUGAAGUAUGUACCUAUAAUAUUACUAGAUUAUUUAAAAAAAUUAAUUUUAUCAUUAAAAAUUACUGGUACAAUUACUAAUAGUAGUUUAUUGUUGGGUACUUGUUUUUACAGGAUUUUUUUUCAAAGUUAUUGUGAAUAAGGUAUUUGUCACACAUUUAAAUUAAUUAUGUUAUUUUAUUUUAGCAUGGAAGAACAGACUCGUAUCGUGUCGCCACAGUUCCAUCUCUAUUUGAUGAUAAUAAGACAGUAGAUGGGAAACCAAAAGUAUGAAUCCAUUUUUGAUUUUAUUUAUUUAUAUAUUAAAGUAAAUCCAUUAAUAUUAAUAAAUGUAUAAUUAUCAGACAAGAAGAAAAGCACCAUCUUCAAUAAGUACCAAAUACAGCCAUGCUGAAAAUUUAGAUGAGCUUAAACAAGAUCCUUAUUUGGAUUAUCAUAAAAUAUCGUUAGAUGAACUGUACCAAAGAUUUGGAACACAUCCUGAAACAGUAAAUAUUUAUUAAUUUACAAUUUAGAAUUUAUUUCUGAAACUAUAUUUGGUUUUUCCUUUUUAAUUUACCAUCUGUUAAUUAUUUAUUAGGGGUUGACUCAUGCAAAAGCUCGAGAAAAUUUAGAAAGAGAUGGACCAAACACUCUGACACCGCCAAUUACAACUCCUGAGUGGAUUAAAUUCACAAAACAGAUUUUUGGUGGUUUUUCAGUAUUAUUAUGGUGUGGAGCACUUUUAUGUUUCUUAGCACAUGCUGCAGAAACAAGUACUACAGAAGAUCCAAAUGAUGAUUAUGUAAGUUCAUUUUAAUAUUUUAUCAUAAUUAAUAUAAACCUGUUUAUAAAUACCAGCAACCAUGCAAAUUCUUAAAUUAAUUUUAAUUUAAAUUGAUUUAAACAACUUUUAAAUAUAAAUGUACACUUUUGUUAAACUAAUACAUUUCCCCUGUAUACUACAAUCCAGUUUUACUUGGGAGUUGUGUUAGUAGCUGUUGUCGUCAUCACUGGAAUCUUCUCCUAUUAUCAACAAGCUAAAUCUUCUGCAAUUGUGGAUUCAUUUAGAAAUUUAGUUCCCCAGGUAAGGCAGAGAUUUAGCUGACGUACUUAAUGCGUAAAGUAAUGUGUGUUAAGCUUUGAAUCAUAAUUUACUGUGCUUUUCCUAUCAGCAUGAUUGUGGGUUUGUGUUCAGGUGAGAGGUAGUUACUUUUGCUUGCUUAUAACUUUUCUUUUAUCGCAGAUAUACUUAGGUUCAAGUUUAAUAGCUGUUAUUGUAGUCACUGGCUUUUUAUCUUAUUGUCGGCAGUAUAAUCAAGGUGCAAUCAUUCAAUCAUUCUAUGAAACCACUACACAGGUCUGUCAACUAUUAUUUGAUUUCCUUUUCUAAAAGUUACUCAUAUACAUAGUAUAUGUGACAUUUUUAAUAGUUAACUGUUUAUUGUUAUUUUUAGAAACUUAAUAUGUUGACUGCAUAUAGUUUUUAAAUUUCAUCAAGUGUUUUUAUCAUUUACUAAUCAAAUACCACUUUUACAUUAGCUGUACUCAUUCAAUUAUCAACAAUUAUUCCAAUAAUAAUACAUAUUUGACGUCAUUCGGGUUAUUGUAGUACUGUAUUGACACAAUUGGCAUAAGUGCGCAGUCAACAUAUUAAUUAAGCUUUUAUAUCAGAAUUUGUUUUGAUAUUUAUUACAUAUAACUUAAUGUCUAUUUUAAAAUUAACUGUAACAAUGUUAAAAUUUUAUAUUUUUGAAAAUUUUCUCAAGAACUAUUGAGAAUUUACAAAAUACAAUUUUUACUUCUCUAAAAUGAAAUUUAAUAUUAAAUCAUAAUGCUUUUGGUUUUUGGUAAUUUUAAUUUUUCUAUUGCUUUUUAUAUUUAAAAUUUAUAAUUAUGUACCUUUUUUAUUCAUUACUUUUUGUAGCUUACUUUUAAUAUUAGUAGCGUUGUUUUUUAAUUUUAUCUAUUUAAUAUGCUAUAAUUCUAUGUAUAUAGCUUAACUGUUAUUUCUAGAUUAAAUAAGUAUUUAUUGUACAAAAUUAAAUUAAAAGAAAAACAAGAUAUCAGAAUAUUUUUUUUAAAUAUUUUUUACUAUAACAGCAUAAUCAGUAAUAAAUAACAAUAUCCAAUAUAUACUUCUACUCUUAAACUAGAUUAAAUUAAUUUAAUAUUUUUUUCUAAACUCUUUUUUAAAAUAAUGUACUUUCAACUUUGAGUUAUGUUAUUGUAUUAUAAUGUACAAUAAAUAAUUGUUUUAAUGUAUUGAACUGUCAAUUGCAUUGUAAAAUUAUCUUAUUUUUAAUACAUCAAUUGCUUUGAUAGUUUGCUGUAGUUAUACGACAAGGUGAAUCAUUAACAUUAAGAGCUGAAGACCUUACUCUUGGUGAUAUUGUUGAAUUACGAUUUGGAGACCGUGUUCCAGCUGAUUUAAGAAUUAUUGAAAGUCAUUCAUUCAAAGUAGAUAAUUCUUCACUCACUGGUGAAUCUGAACCACAAAGUCGUACUCCAGAAUUUACUCACGAAGAUCCUUUGGAAACUAAAAAUUUAGCAUUUUCUUCCACUCAUGCAUUAGAAGGUAGUGUUAACACUUACUUAAAAUUAAUUUAAUAAAAAUAAUAAUUGUUUUAAUUUUAAUUUUUUUAAUUAAGGUACUGCUAAAGGUGUAGUUAUUGCAUGUGGAGACAAUACUGUAAUGGGGAGAAUAGCAGGAUUAGCAUCAAGUUUAGAUAGUCGGCCAACACCAAUUGCAAGAGAAAUUAUUCGUUUUGUUAAUUUUGUUAAUAUUACAGCUAUAGCAAUUGGAUUAAUACUAUUUUGUAUUGCUUUGAUGAUGGGUUGUUAUUGGUUGGAUGCUAUUAUUUUCAUGAUAGGUUUGUUAUUGUUUAUUUAUUAAUAUUAUUAUAUUUAAAUUAUUUAUUAAAAAUGUGUUUUUUAGGAUUCCUUGUUGCAGCAGUUCCAGAAGGUUUAUUAGCUACUGUUACUGUUUGUUUAACAUUGACUGCCAAAAGAAUGGCAUCAAAAAAUUGUCUUGUGAAAAAUUUAGAAGCAGUAGAAACAUUAGGUUCAACUUCAACAAUAUGUUCAGAUAAGACAGGCACAUUGACUCAAAAUCGUAUGACAGUUGCUCACAUGUGGUUUGAUAAUCAAAUUAUUGAAGCAGACACCACUGAAGAUCAAUCUGGUGUACAAUAUGAUCGUUCUAGUCCUGGGUUUAAAGCUCUUGCAAAAAUUGCAACACUCUGUAAUCGAGCGGAAUUUAAGGCAGGGCAAGAUGGGGUACCUACUCUGAAAAAGUUUGUUGAUAUUAUAUUGAAUAAUUAAUCAAAAAAUGUAAUUAAAAUUAUGUUUUCUCUAGGGAAGUAAAUGGAGAUGCUUCAGAAGCAGCAUUAUUAAAGUGUAUGACUCUUGCCCUUGGUGAUGUAAUGUCUAUUAGGAGACGUAACCGUAAGAUUUGUGAAAUACCUUUUAAUUCGACAAAUAAAUAUCAGGUAAUUGUUAGACAUUAAUUAUUAUUUGUAUUUAAUGCAAAGUAAAAAGUUAUUAUGUAUAAAUAAUUUCACACAAAAUAUGUCUUUAUGUACUUGUUCUCUUAGGUUUCAAUCCAUGAAACUGAAGAUCCUGCAGAUUUACGGUAUCUUUUGGUUAUGAAGGGAGCUCCUGAACGUGUACUUGAUCGUUGUUCUACUAUAUUUAUUGGGGGUAAAGAAAAAGUUCUUGAUGAAGAUAUGCGGGAAGCAUUUAACAAUGCAUACUUAGAACUAGGUGGUCUUGGUGAACGUGUAUUAGGUUUUUGCGAUAUGUUAUUACCAUCUGAUCGUUUUCCUAAAAAUUUUAUGUUUGAUGUCGAUGAGCCUAAUUUCCCAUUAAGUGGUAUGCGGUUUGUUGGUUUAAUGUCCAUGAUUGAUCCUCCGAGGGCAGCAGUUCCAGAUGCUGUGGCUAAAUGCCGUUCAGCUGGUAUAAAAGUUAUCAUGGUUACUGGAGAUCAUCCAAUAACUGCUAAGGCAAUUGCAAAAUCAGUUGGUAUUAUAUCUGAAGGAAAUGAAACAGUUGAAGAUAUUGCUCAAAGAUUAAAUAUUGCUGUAUCUGAAGUAAAUCCAAGAGAUGCUAAUGCAGCUGUUGUGCAUGGUUCUGAACUAUUAGAUUUGCCCCCAGAAGUCUUGGAUGAAAUAUUGAGGUUAAUAAUACAUUUUAAUUAUAAAAAUAAUUUUUUUUAAAAAAAUAUAUUAUUUUAGAUAUCAUAAGGAAAUAGUAUUUGCAAGAACCUCACCGCAACAAAAGUUAAUUAUUGUUGAAGGUUGUCAAAGAAUUGGAGGAAUUGUUGCUGUCACUGGAGAUGGUGUUAAUGAUUCACCUGCUCUUAAAAAAGCAGACAUUGGUUAUUAUAAAUUGUUUAAUAAAAAUAUCUAUUUUAUUUUUAUCAAUGACUUAAUUUGUUAAUAUUAUUUUUUAUAAUUAGGUGUUGCAAUGGGAAUUUCUGGAUCAGAUGUUUCUAAGCAAGCUGCUGACUUGAUUCUUUUAGACGACAAUUUUGCCAGUAUUGUAACUGGUAUAGAAGAGGGCCGUUUAGUGUUUGACAAUUUAAAAAAAUCUAUUACAUAUACUCUCACAUCAAAUGUUCCUCAAUUAUUGCCUUUUAUUGCUUUUAUCAUGCUAAGCAUACCUUUACCCAUUGGUGCGAUUGCUAUAUUGUGCAUUGAUCUUGGUACCGAUAUGGUAAGCAAAAACAAAUUUAUUCUUAUAUUGUUACGUUGACAGAUAUUUUCUUUGGCAGAAUGUUGAUAAUUAUUUGGUUUGACGUUUGUUCACUACAGUUUUGAUUAUAAUUAGGCUAAACAUAUGAGGUAAACCAUUAAAUUUGUUUUAUUAUUCUAGAAACCAACAUAAUUUAUAUCUAAUCAGUUAAAUAACUUCCACUUUAUCAAUAUAAGGUUAACAAACAGUAACUAUAUUUUUUGUAUAAGAAAUGCUCUGUAAUUGAAAAAAAAAUAGAACUAUAAAUAUUAACUCAAACUUAAAAGUUAAUAAAUUUAACAUCAUUUUAUUUAAUUAACUUGGGUUUUAUUUUGAUAUUAAUUUUCAUCUGUAAACUACAUCACUAAAUACUACUCAUGAACAUAAUUAAUGAUGUGAUAUAUAUUAUUAUGUAUACAUAGUGUAUGGUAGAAUGCAGAUUUAGAAAAUAAUUUUUGAUUAUUACUAAAUAAUAAUUGAUAUUGUAGAGCCUAGAUUUUUGUAGUUGCAAAAACAAAUAAUGAUGUUUUCACCCAGAAAUUUAAGCGAAAUGUGCUUGAUUAGUUAGUGCUUAAAAUAAAUAUUUGUCAGUGUACCUAAUUUUUGUGAAUUUCUUAAGAAAAUAUAAAACCUAGAAAUUAGAAACUAUAGUUUGGGUAUUCCAUUAGAUUAGUUUUAUUGUAUUUAGGUUCCAGCCAUUUCAUUGGGUUAUGAGCAUCCAGAAUCAGAUAUAAUGAAGCGUCCUCCUAGAAAUCUAAUUAGAGAUAAACUUGUAAAUAACAGGUGAUUAUGUAUUUUAUGUACUAUUGAUUUUUUUGGUUUUAUUGUUUUUGCUUUUGCUUUUUGCUUUAUAUUAGUUCCUUGCUUUUUUUUUUCUUUGAUUUAACAUCGAUAAAUAUAAAUUUAUUGUUUUACAUAGUUUUUUUAUUGAACAUAUUUUGUUAACCAAGCUAAUCUGUGUUUUUCAUGUAACUGUAUAAUUUUUAAUGCUUUCAAUGUAACAAAUUUAAGAAAAAAAAAAAAUAAAAAAAAAAAAAAAAACAUGUUUGUGGAUGAUUUGUUUGUUAUUUUGGGGCUGCUAGAUGCCUGGCAUUUCACUGGCGUUUGAACCGGGCGAAUCAGACCUGAUGAAAAAGAGUCCAACUAUAAAAAAGCCUCUUUUUAAUGUCAGGUAAACUUUUACACUAUUUCCUUCUUUAAUUUCUUCAUAGUGCUUGGCAAGUAGUUUUGUGCUUACAAUAAUAACAAUAAUUAAAUAUCAAUUUAAUGUAUAUACUUAAAUCAACACAAUUAAUAUUCAUAUCAUUUUUAUUUUAUCUUAAGAUUAAUAUCUUUGGCAUUUGGUCAGUUGGGGAUUAUUGAGGCAUUUGCUGGUUUUUUUACUUAUUUUGUAAUUAUGGCUGAAAAUGGAUUUAUGCCAUACAAGUUAAUUGGUUUACGCCGUGAAUGGGACUCAAGAGCAGUAAAUGAUUUGCCAGAUUCUUAUAACCAAGAAUGGGUGAGUAAUUAUAAAGUUUAUACUUAAUAAAAAAAUAAGUUAUAAACAUUAUCUAUAAUAAUUUAUUAUCUUUAUUAUCUUCAAUUUUAUUUAAAGACUUAUCAAGAUCGGAAAUCAUUAGAGUAUACUUGCCACACUGGAUUUUUUAUAUCGAUUGUAGUUGUACAGUGGGCCAAUCUAAUUAUUUGCAAAACCAGAAGAAAUUCAAUCACACAUCAAGGAAUGAGGUUAGAACACAUUUUAUUAGUAUUGAAAUUUUGAGCUAGUUAAUACAUUUUUUAAUUUCUAGAAAUAUGGCAUUGAACUUCAGUUUAAUAUUUGAAACAGUCUUAGCGUUGUUCUUAUGUUACUUACCUGGAAUGGACGAAGCAUUGCGCAUGUAUCCAUUAAAGUAAGAUAUAUUGAUUAUUUGAAAAAUAAUUUUGUUGACAAAUAUUUAUGUUUAAUACUUUUUAGGUGGACUUGGUGGAUUCCUCCAAUACCAUUCAUGGUAGCCCUAUUUAUUUAUGAUGAAGUAAGAAAGUUUUACAUAAGGCGAAAUCCUGGUGGAUGGUUAGAGAAGGAAACUUAUUAUUAAUUUUAGAUAAUAUAUAGUUUUGAUUUAAUGAUCACUUAUUAAAUAUUAUAUUAUAUUCUUCAAAAAAUUAGUCUCAUAAUUAUAUUAUUAACAUUUUUAAGUUUAUAGCUUUUAACUUUAGCACACACUGAAACAAUAAUAUUCUUUCGAAUAAAUAAUAAUAGAAAUUUGAUUAUUAAAAAGAACAGACAUUUUGCUAUUUUAUUUUUACAAAAUUAUCUAAAAAUAACAAUAUUUUUGACACAGGGUUGCUAAUAAUUAAUAGUAACAAAUAUAAUAUUGGUAUUUAAUGUUUACAACACAUUUUAAAUAAAUUGUGAAAUUUUUUUCAUUUUUUUUGCAUUUUUCAUCAAUAUUUAUAUUUCAUUAUAAUUUUUUUAAAAAAAUUAAUAUUUUGUUUAUUUUUGAAAUAACAUACUGAAAAUUGUGAUUUAAUUUAUUUUUUAGAUUUUACUAGAUUUCAACAUUUUAGCAUGUAUCAAUUUUAUUGAAUACAUUUUUAGUCUAAACUCUAAAUAAUCGCUUAAAAUACUAAAUAAAUAAAAUUCAAGAGAAAAUGUCACAAUUGAAUCUCAACUUAUUAAGUAUUUUUCAAAUAUUGUAUUAUUAGUUAGGUAUCUAAUCAUAUCCGUCCUUCUUUUAGAUCUUAUAAUCGCUUUAUGUUAUGUUAAUAUUUUCUUUUCUAUUUUGAAUAUAAUAAUCGUUAAGACAAUUUGUUUUAUACACACUUGUAUAAUUCAAAUGAUCAAUAGUAGUUGAUAUACUGAUUUACUGAUUUUAUUUCAAAAUUUUAUAUUUCAUAUAGCCAAAAUUAAAUAAAAAAUAAAAUAUUAAUGUUAAUAGUGCAAUUUUGUAUGCUACUAAUUAUGAAUUGUUAUAAUAAAUUAAAGUUAUUAAAAUCUAUUAUUCCACCAUGUAUACCCGAUUAAAAUAUUAUAAAGAACAAGUAUUAUAUUUUCAAAAUAAUGUAAUUUAUUAUCCUCUUAUAUUUUUCACUCUUUCUGCUAUAUAUUCAUAAGAUGAUAAGAUCAUUUGGAACAUUGAUAAAAUUACUGAUUUUAUUUUAAAAUACGAAUAUAUAUUUGUUUUUUACUCCCAGUAAAUAAAAAUAAGAACAAAAUAUUCAACUUUUUUUUAAUCAUCAUUUAUGUAUGACUAAAUUUAUAAUUAUUAUUGUUAUUUUAAUUUUUUUUUUUAUGUUUUGUUAUACAUUUACAUUUGCAAUAUUUUUUCUAUAAUUAUUUAAGUGAGUUUUUAAUGUUAAUAAUUAUUGUUUAUAUACCACACUAUUAUUAUAUAUGUACAAGUGUUCAGUAGAAGAUCAAAUUAUAUUUGUUUAUUUAUUUUGAUUUAAAAUUAAAAAAUAAUAAUUACAUGAAAUACUAAUCUAUAAUUUUUGCUGGUGCUUCAAAACAAGUUAUAACAGUCCGUGAAUUUGGAUCUUGUAAACUCCAGUGUACAUCAACCUUAAACUAAAUAUUUAAAUAAUGACUAUUAUGACAUAAAAAUGUUAUACCCGUAAAUAUAUUUAUGUCUUAUUGUUUACCUUAGGAUAUGCUUUGAUUAUAUAUAUGUCUUCUUUAUAUAUAUAUGUUUUACCUUUAAGUAAAGGACACUUUGUUUUUAUUCCAUCUUCUUCGUAGAUAUUAUUACAUAUAUUUUUGUUAUCUAUACCCAGCAAAGGUACUGGUAUAUUUAAUGCCUUACCAUACACUUCUGUAAUUAAAUCCUUUACGUCUAUUUCUAAAAAAAAAAUUGUAAUUUUAUUGUAAAAAUAUCCAAUCAAUUUUUAAUUUGUAUAGUUUAAAAAUAAUUAACAGUUAAAAUUGUUGAUAAGUGAUUAGGUAUAAACAUGAUAAAAGAAAAACUAUAAUGCC